CAGUUUCUUGUUUUCUGCGACUAACUAUUCCUCUCCAGUUACACUAAGACUAGCUGCGUUCGCAACCAGUAGUUUAUCGCUGCUGCCUCCUUCUCGGAACAUUUGUCUUAACGACCAGUUGUGGAUUAUUGUUGAGCCCCGCCACGAUGGCAGGCGGCGGCGUAUCUCCACUGGGAGCGGCCCCUCCGCUCUGGUAUCAUCGGGAUUUGAGUCGAGCUGCCGCCGAGGAGCUGCUAGCCCGUGCCGGGCGAGAUGGGAGCUUUCUGGUGCGGGACAGUGAGAGUGUUAACGGGGCGUACGCCCUCUGCGUUCUGUUUCAGAAGCACGUUCACACGUAUAGGAUUUUGCCCGAUGAGGAAAACUUCCUGGCAGUGCAGACGUCUCAGGGUGUACAGCCAAAGAGAUUUAGAACUCUUCCGGAGCUGAUCCAACUGUACCUGCAACCCAGCCAAGGCCUGGUCACCACACUGCUGUUUCCAGUGGAGAGAGAAGAGACCACGGAGGACAGAGAUUAUUCAGAUGGAGAAGACGAGAAGCCCCCCCUCCCUCCUCGCACUGCUUCCUCCAGCAGUCCCUCAGGCUCCGCCCUCAUCCCUCAGGACACAAGCACUGAUUGUGUCCCAGUGGCGGCGAACGGUUUGAGUACCAUCUCUCAUGAGUAUCUGAAGGGCAGUUAUGCUCUAGACCUGGAGGCGGUGAAACAGGGAGCCAGCACCCUGCCUCACCUCAACAAAACACUGGUCUCCUCCUGUAAACGCCUGCACGGAGAGGUAGAUAAAGUGUUGUCCGGAUUGGAGAUUUUAUCGAAAGUCUUUGAUCAGCAGAGUGCCUCCAUGGUUUCCAGAAUGAUCCAGCAGUCGGUGAGUCAGGGUGGAGACCAGGAACUGGAACAUCUGGUCACUAAACUGGCCAUCCUCAAAGACCUGCUGUCCUCUAUAGAGAAGAAGGCGCUGAAAGCCUUGCAGGAUAUGAGUGCAGCUGUCCCUUCCAUUUCUCCCCCUCUCUCCUGCCGUCACAGUAAAGCCAUCCCUGUACAGGCCUUUGAGGUGAAACUGGAUGUGAACAUUGCAGACCUGACUAAGAUCGGCAAGUCUCAGAAACACACUCUGAGUGUGGAUGUGGAGGGAGGAAAACUGGUGGUGAUGAAGAAGAUGAAGGACUCACAGGAGGACUGGAACACCUUCACACAUGACAAGAUUCGGCAGCUGAUUAAGUCCCAGAGGGUGCAGAAUAAACUGGGCAUCGUGUUUGAGAAAGAGAAAGACAAGAGUCAAAGGAAAGACUUCAUCUUCGCCAGUGCCAAGAAAAGAGAAGCGUUCUGUCAGCUCUUACAGUUGAUGAAGAAUAAACAUUCCCACCAGGAUGAACCCGACAUGAUCUCUGUCUUCAUCGGCACCUGGAAUAUGGGCAGUGUUCCUUCCCCUAGAGCGGUGGGGUCGUGGGUGCUGUCCCGCGGUUUGGGUAAAACACUGGACGAGAUGACCGUCACCAUCCCCCAUGACAUCUACGUUUUCGGAACGCAGGAGAACUCCGUCUGCGAUAAAGAGUGGGUGGAGGCCCUGCGCUCCGCCCUCAAAGACUACACCGACAUGGACUUUAAACCAGUUGCGGUCCAGACUCUGUGGAAUAUUAAGAUUGCAGUUUUGGUGAAACCAGAACACGAAAACCGAAUCAGUCAUGUGGGAACGUCCAGCGUGAAAACCGGAAUCGCCAACACACUGGGAAACAAAGGGGCAGUGGGCGUGUCCUUCAUGUUCAACGGAACCUCCUUUGGUUUUGUCAACUGCCACUUGACAUCAGGAAAUGAGAAAAUUCACAGACGGAACCAGAACUACCUGGACAUUCUGCGGCAGCUCUCGCUGGGUGACAAGCAGCUGAGCUCAUUCGACAUCUCCCUGCGAUUCACACACCUCUUCUGGUUCGGAGACCUCAAUUACAGAUUAGACAUGGACAUUCAGGAAAUCCUGAACUACAUAAACAGGAAGGAGUUUGAGCCGUUGCUGAAGGUGGACCAGCUGAAUCUGGAGAGAGAAAAGAAUAAAGUUUUCCUUCGAUUCGCCGAGGAGGAGAUCACCUUCCCCCCAACCUACCGGUACGAGCGCGGAUCCCGUGACACAUAUGUGUGGCAGAAGCAGAAAGCUACAGGGAUGAGGACGAACGUGCCAUCGUGGUGCGAUCGGAUUCUGUGGAAAUCAUAUCCAGAGACUCACAUUGUCUGCAACUCCUACGGCUGUACAGAUGACAUUGUCACCAGUGACCACUCCCCCGUGUUCGCCACGUUUGAAGUGGGUGUGACGUCGCAGUUUGUGUCAAAGAAAGGCUUGCCUAAGUCGUCAGAGCAAGCUUACAUAGAAUUUGAGAACAUUGAAGCCAUUGUGAAAACGGCCAGCAGGACCAAGUUCUUCAUCGAGUUCUACUCCACCUGCCUGGAGGAGUUUAAGAAGAGUUAUGAGAAUGACAGCCAGAGCUCUGACAAUAUAAACUUCCUCAGACUGGGCUGGUCGUCUAAACAGCUGACCACCCUCAAACCCAUCCUGUCAGACAUCGAGUAUCUGCAAGACCAGCAUCUACUGCUCACCGUCAAGUCGCUGGACGGAUACGAGUCCUACGGAGAGUGUGUCUUGGCUCUGAAGUCCAUGAUUGGCAGUACAGCGCAGCAGUUUCAUACGUACCUGUCCCACCGCGGAGAAGAGACUGGAAACAUCCGCGGAUCCAUGAAAGUCCGAGUGCCCUCUGAGAGAAUGGGCACCAGGGAGAGACUAUACGAAUGGAUCAGUGUGGAUAAGGAUGAGACUAGCAAAGCAACGCUGCCCUCUAGAGUCGGACACGAUUAUGUCAAGCCUUCUCUGAACAGGAAGCUGGCGUCUGGAGAACUUGGUAAAGUGACAGAGGAGGGAGAGAGGACCAGCUCAGGACGAACUGCUUUCACACACUCCUCAACGAAGGACGACAACACACACAGCAGAACGAAACAGGACGCAACAGACAGUGACCCAACCACCUCUAAGAACAGCUACAAUAACCCCGCCUACUACAUCCUGGAGGGAGUUCCCAACCAAUCAGCUGCUCUGGCUGCAGAUAUGCUCCCAGGUUCCGCCCACCCCUCUGCAUCCUCCAAAACAACACCCUCUGUAGGCGCUGCAGGCAAGAACAAACCUACCACGGGGGUGUCCGUACAAAGCCGCAGGCAAAACAGUGGACGCUCUGUGCGACCCAUCACAGAGGAGGGGUCCUCAGAGGAUGAUGGGAACCAAGGCGCACACGGAGGGACGCUGAACCGCCCCCCUCCAGAUUUCCCGCCGCCCCCACUUCCCAAAGGUGCUCUGGAAAUGGCCGAAAACCCCUUUUAUCCGGGCGGGAAAGACGGAAAACCACGAAUAUACCCGGAUCUGGCUGACAUCAAGAUCCCACCCCCCUCGACAUCGACCGGCAACAAGCCCCUCCAUUCUCCGGGCUUCACCCCGCCCCCCACGUCGGGGGGCGUGGCCUUCUGCCUGGAGCCGCCGCCCUUCAGGCGAGGGGGAGGUGCCCCUGGCAUGGAUGACCAAUCCUGUUCUGUGCUGCAGAUGGCGAAAACACUGAGCGAGGUGGAGUACCCCUCUGGGCGGGACCGGAGCGUAGGCCACGCCCUCAAGGCACCGGCUGCGCCCCAUCUGAGGGGUCUGGGUCUGGGGGACUGCAGGACGUUCCCUCCUCGUUCCAUACAGGAGGAGAGCAUUGCUGAAGACCUGCCAGAGGAGGGCAUGUGGCAGGGUGGGAGCAGUAGCUCCAGUCUGUCUGUGGAGUCCAGUGUGGGUGAGUGGCUGCAGAGACUGGGAUUGGAGUGCUACGAGGCAGGGCUUCUACACAACGGCUGGGACGACCUCGAGUUCCUCAGUGACAUCACGGAGGAGGACCUGGAGGAGGCAGGAGUUCUGGACCCCGGCCACAAAAAGAUCCUUCUGGAAAGUUUGAGACAGCUGCAGCAGCAAAAGUGAGCCGAGCCAAGUCGGUGUGGUCCCGAGCAGACCAAACGAGGACAUCGAACUUGUCCAAACUGUGCCUUUCUAAAAAAAAAAAAAGAGACUUGCACUGUUCGAUUUUUAUCCCUGAGACAUGCAUCGUCGUUUCAACUGCCUUUUCUUUUUUUUCCUUAAGUUAAUGUCGAUGUUAUUAAACGUGUUGUUUACUGUCAGCAAUAUUAUUUAAGCCAACCCGAUAUUUUAAAGACACUCUGUCACUACAAGCCCCUCCCCCCAAGCAAAGAGAGACGCCCCGCUUUGUGUGACGCAUGGAGAGGAAGUGACAUCACCAGGGCGUCGCUCACUCAGAACUUUGAAAUGGAAGGGCU
Messenger RNA from Chanos chanos (milkfish), 4330 nucleotides. RefSeq names its product inositol polyphosphate phosphatase-like 1a (gene inppl1a). The record is from RefSeq and is a predicted model, not a curated record. Gene Ontology annotation, molecular function: protein binding; inositol-polyphosphate 5-phosphatase activity. Bases 147 to 3977 code for a protein of 1276 amino acids. Gene Ontology annotation, cellular component: cytosol. Gene Ontology annotation, biological process: regulation of immune response; negative regulation of insulin-like growth factor receptor signaling pathway; phosphatidylinositol dephosphorylation. Lineage: Eukaryota; Metazoa; Chordata; Actinopteri; Gonorynchiformes; Chanidae. The transcript has 27 exons.